UGUAAAAAUUUAUUGCAAUUUAUCAAUAAACUCUUGAUUUUUUUGAUGGACACCGUUUACAGGUUUUGAUUUUUAAUUAAUUAUUAGUCCAAGCACCUUCAGAUGUUAUAAAUUCACUUUGGUUAGUUUUGAGGUACUACAUUGGGUACUAGUGGUACUACAUAGUUUUCUAGAGUUAAAAAAAUUCUCAUUUUUUGAAAAAUGGACAUCAAGACAGAAAUUGAUGUAGAAGAAGAUGUUUGCUCACAAAACAUUAGUGAUGAAAAAUUCACAAAUAAGACGCAAUAUUUCAAAACUGAUGUCAAAUUGGAAAAAUAUUUCAAUGAGGUUUCAAUACCAAGCGAUUCAACAGUAGUAACCGAAAAUAUCAUCCUGAAUUUUGAAGAAAUAAUUUUGCCUCAUUUAAAAAAAGAAAUUAAGCAAGAAUUUGAACAACUGGAUUCACUGAAGCCCGACCCUGAUGUAGUUCUAAUCAAAGACGAUCCUGAAAAUAUUAAUUUUGAAAAAUUCCAAUGCAAUUUUUGCCAACGGAAAUUUGAGUAUAAUUGUAGAUUAAAAUCUCAUUUAAUAACGCAUUCAUCUGAACGGCCGUUUGAAUGCGAUUUUUGCCUUGCGAAAUUCAAACGUAGAGGAGAGUUAAACAUGCAUUUAAUAACGCAUUCGGAGAAAUUCGGUUUCGAAUGCGGAACUUGCAAUAGAAAAUUCAUCCAGGAAAGAAACAUUAAAAGGCAUUUAUUCCUACAUCCAGAUCACAAAAUGUAUCAUCCACCAAAUAACUAUUUGACUUCGAAUAAUUAUUUCCAAUGCCACAUUUGUUACUAUAAAUUCAAAAAGAUGCGAGGCCUAAAAAGACACAUGCAUAGUCACAACGUAAGAAAUAUCAAAUGUGAUUUUUGUGACCUCAAAUUUAAGCGCAAACAAGAUUUAAAGUGGCAUUUGGUGGGGCAUGCGGAUAAGUGCGACUUUGAGUGCCACAUUUGCCAUCGUAAGUUUAAGAGGAAACUUAAUUUAAGUUCGCAUUUGGAAAUUCAUGAUACAAUUUCGAACGCUUUUGCUAAGCAAAGUUUUGGUAUGCUUUCGAAAACAUUUACAAACAAUACAAAAUUAUUAUAGAAUAUUUUUUCCAUUUAUAUUGUAUAUUAAACUUUGUAGAACCAAUAAAUAGAGUUUUUUUU
Molecule: messenger RNA, 1175 nt
Organism: Ceutorhynchus assimilis (cabbage seed weevil)
Lineage: Eukaryota; Metazoa; Arthropoda; Insecta; Coleoptera; Curculionidae
Source: the annotation of a GenBank genome assembly